CACAGCCAUAACAAAACGUAAUUUAUUUUCCCAAAGACGUCCCUAACCUGAAAGAGAGAGUUGCAUUUAUGUUGAUUAACGCUUAUUCACGCGAGCGUUAGUGCCAGUUAAAGUUGUCGAGCAAAAGCAAGAAAUUGUCAAUGAACUGACCAUGACGGAAUGGUAUCAAGCGAAGAUUUUACGUCUAUGUGAAUUGAACAAUGUCGAAGAAAAGAAGGACAUUUUGACGGAUAUCAAGAUCAAAUUCGGUAGCUUAAACAAUCGAGAUGCCGAACAGGUCGCCCGGAAUUUGGAUUACGAAUCACUCUUUUCACAAUUAACCUCCAGUAACGGAGAAGUUAUAGAGCAGAUAUGCGACAUUCUAACCAUUCUGUUCAGUGUAUUAGAACCUGGAGAAAUAUAUCAAAGAUAUGUAGUUGAAGUAUCUGCCUUGAUAACUAAUCCAAAUGCUAGUGUAAGGUUGCUUGUGCUGUCUGAAUUUUUGCGGACAGCUUCGCAUCCGCAAAAGAUAUUCCAAUUGCUUGCAGAUACCACUCUUUUGAUUUCGAUUAUAAACAGAAUUGGUGAUAAUGAUUUAACAGUCGCUGAAUGUGCGAUAAAUAUUGUGAAAAAAGUUGGAAAGAAUCCAAAUGGCUUACACAUUCUGUAUAAGGGUGAACUUUUGAGAACAUUUGCCAGAUUAUUACAGAAUGAUACUAUCAGCUUUCGUAUUUAUGAAGUUAUAGUGGACAUAGCCAAGACAUCUAGAGAGGCUUUGGAAGUAUCGGCUCAAUCAGGCUUUCUGAACAGUUUAAUCAAUGUACUGGAGAAUGAAGAUAUACUGCUUCAGUUAAACGCCUUGGAAAUAUUGACUGAAUUAGCGAUAUUCGAAGAGGGUCUCAGUUAUUUAGAACAACAAGAGGUAUUGAAUAAACUGGUUCAAAAGAUAGCACAAGCUAAUGAAAAUCCUUUGUCAAAUCUUCUGAUUCCUGGUCUGAUGAAGUUCUUUGGUAAUGUCGCGCGUCAUUGGCCCAAUGAAUUGUUUUCCAAGUAUCCUGUGAUAAUCUCCGCACUAUUCGAGGUAAUAGAUAGUGGGGAUCAGAAUAUUCUGGGUUCUGCAUUGGAUACCCUGGGAUUCGUAUCUGCAAGUGUCGAGGGCAAAUACGCGUUGCAAGCUCUAGGAGAUGCGAUGCCUGGUGCUCUUAAGAAGAUUGCCGAUAUAGUGCAGAGAAUGCCGACCACAUUGAGGAUUCGCGGCCUAAACAAUCUUGCCCUUAUACUCGAGGUCAAGAAAGAGGAACAAGACAACAGAAUCUUAUCUCUAACGAAACAGUGGUUCGAUUCAUUGUGCGACGAUCCGUUAGAUAUGAUUGUAUCAAUAUGCAGACAACCGUUCGCCGAUAUUAGGCAGGCCGGUUUGGAGGUUUUGGGAGUGAUUAGUUCUCAAGUAUGGGGACAAGAGUAUAUAUCUAUUCAUCCGGGUCUGGUAGAGUUCCUAUUGGAUAGAAACAUCGAAUCGUUUAAAGAGUGUAAGGACGCCAAAUACGAAGUCGUGAAAUGUCUGUCUCAAGCAGAACGAGACAUAUUCGAUGCAGAUACUAUGCAAAAAUUCAAGCAAUUCGUUAACGAAGGUCCGUACUUUGUCGAUAUUAAUACAGAAGUUGCGAUAGAAGGUGCUUUGUAAAAAGAAGGAGGAACAAAUCUUUGCAUUAUUACUUGAUAAUCGUUAAUAUUGAAGGUAUAUGUUACAUGUAACAUAAUAUACAACAUAAAUAACUUCUAUAAGACGAUAUAAUAU
Camponotus floridanus (Florida carpenter ant) is the source of this 1777-nucleotide messenger RNA. RefSeq names its product 26S proteasome non-ATPase regulatory subunit 5. The record is from RefSeq and is a predicted model, not a curated record. NCBI's taxonomy places the organism in Eukaryota, Metazoa, Arthropoda, Insecta, Hymenoptera, Formicidae. The coding region runs from base 152 to 1663 and encodes 503 amino acids. Gene Ontology annotation, biological process: proteasome assembly. The transcript is spliced from 2 exons. Gene Ontology annotation, cellular component: cytosol.